AUGUCUUACUCUCAGUUGCCAUCUGCCCCUCCCGCCUACGGCCAACCCGAGGUGCCCAGAACUUCUGGUGACCAUCUCCCUGAUGACUUCAAGUACUCGGUGACGGUUGCGUCCUGCGAAUUGCCUAUCAGACAACUCUUCCUUAGAAAGGUGUAUGCUUUGCUCACAAUGCAAGUCAUGGCCACGUUGGUGGUCGGCUACAUCAUGAAACUGAGCACAGGCGUCCAGAAUUGGUGCUUCAACAACAUGUGGUUGUUUUUCAUUGCCAUGGUGGGUGUUUUCGGCUUCAUGAUUGCAACAUACUUCAAGGCUCGCUCUUACCCCAUCAAUUUGGUCUUGUUGAGUGGUUUCACCCUUUGUGAAGCCUACACCAUUGGCCUCGCAUGUGCCAUGGUAGAAAGUAACAUCUUGGUGGAGGCCGUGUUGAUCACGCUCUUGGUUUUCAUUGGUCUCACUGCGUUUGCCUUUCAGACGAAGUAUGACUUUACAAGCUGGCAAGGUGUUCUCAGUGUCGGUCUCUGGGCGCUUAUUUGCUGGGGUUUCGUAUUUAUGUUCAUCCCAAACCACUCCAGUGGGAUGGAAAAACUCUACUCAGGUAUUGGUGCGGUUAUUUUCAGUGGCUACAUCUUGGUAGACACUCAGAUGAUCAUGAAGACGUCAUUCCUUGAUGACGAGAUUCCAGCAACCAUAACUUUGUACUUGGACAUCUUGAAUCUUUUCUUGUUCAUUCUCCGUUUCUUGCAGGCCACUAACGAUGAUUAA
Molecule: messenger RNA, 762 nt
Organism: Sungouiella intermedia
Lineage: Eukaryota; Fungi; Ascomycota; Pichiomycetes; Serinales; Metschnikowiaceae
Source: the annotation of a GenBank genome assembly